CAAGAAUGCAAAUUUAUACAGCAAAUGAUGCUUUGAUUUCUUUAAAUGUUUAUUAGAUUAAAUAAAUACAUAAUCUUUCCCACUGUGCUGAUAAGUAAAAAUCAAAGAAAGAAAUUUAAACAAAGUGAGUUGUGAGUCUUCCGAUAAUGGCUGCGGAUUACUCUAUACUUCAAAAUGAAUUGACUAAGCUCUUAUCCGAUCUGAAACGAGAGUUACAUAUGAGGGAAGUUCGUAAGCUGGCCCAAAAGCAUCAGGGACUAGCCAAGAACGUUAUGCAAAAGAAAUUGAUUAAAACGUUGGAUAAUCAAGUGAAAGAACUCCAACCAACAAUCAGCAGGCUGUACAGCUACCAUCAUGCUUUGAAGGACAAUGAGAUCAAAGGUUACUUGAUUUAUUUACUGCAGAUGAAAGAACAUUUUACAAGAGAAGUGGCUACCAAGCAGGAAAUGAUCGCACAAAGAAAGCAUCAAAUUAAAAGCAUGGUCGUUAAACUUUGCGCUAUGAGAAACGAGUAUGCGAGGAAAAAGAGAAGCACUCGAACCAAAACUGCCGAGUUCGUCAAGCUGGAUAAUAUGAGCUGCAGAAUGAACCAAAUUGAAAAAAGAAUAUGUACUGUGCAACAAGAAACUAAAGAAAUCAAGGAAGAUAUAGCGAAUUUAAGGAUUUUUUUGAAGCAAUACAAAAAACUGGAAAACGACUUAUUGCGCAAAAUAAAUGACAUGAAAGACGAAGCACAGAAACUUCUCGACACAGCCGUUACUACAUAUGAAGAAAGAGAGGAAUAUAUCAAUAGGUGGAAAAUUUUCAAGGAGAGAUAUAACCAGGAUUUGAGAAAAGCAGCCAUCAACCAGAAUGCUUUAGACUUAUGCUUAGAAAGAUCUAACAAUUAUGAUAAUUUCGGCCGCUUACAAAAAGAAGUUCGGACGGAUGCUAGGAUUGCUAUAACAGGAGAUUUAAUUGAGAAAGAUUUGACUGGCUUGGAGUCAGGCUUGGAAAGUGUAGGAAAUCUUCACUCAGCCAUAGCUAAAGCAGCAGGUCAAGAAUCGCCGAAAGAUAUGGAGAAGAGUUUUAAAUCAAGUGAGAAUACAAUAAAUUCCAUGUUCGCAUAUUUAGAUGAACUUGUAAAGAAGAUGCAUCAUCUACAGGCUACUAUCGACGAACUUAGGACAAAGAACUCGAAUCUUUUGAAGCGUAUGACGACUGAUGAAAGAAGAAUGCGAUGGGAAAUCAAAGAACUUCAGGAGGAAGUUCAGGAAAGAAAUUUAGAAGCCAACAAAGCCGGAAAUACCAGAAAUAAUGCUAGGGAAGAAUUGGAUGCUUCCCUGGCCCUUGUACGCAAUAUUUAUACAAAAUGCUGUCCCGAAGAAGCUCAAAUUAAUUUGGCGGACGAAAAAGGAAUUGAUGAUACGAAUGUAGCUGACUUCAUGGAGAAUAUGGAGAAAAAAAUUGUGGGAUACCUAAUGUUUAUUGAGUAUCUUCGCAUGCAGGACGUUGAUGAAGAAGACAAACCAGCAGUUCCUCUGGAGCAAGAAGAUGAUUCUCCCGUCACUUUUGAGUCGUCAAAGCAAGAUUUCCUGGACAUCAUACAGCCUCGGGAGUUUAAAAGCAAAUGCGAUCUUCAGUGUUUGACGGAUAUCAGCCAUGAGAAGUCAGUUCUGCAGCUUGAACAGCUGAAAAAGCGGGCUGUGGAAGCCGUUACUGAACUCGAAUCCGGAGGGAGUGGAAACGAAGAUGAAAGCAAGUGAAGUAAAGCAAAGAAAAUCUGUUUCAGUCAAUCAAUUUGAACUAAAAUUCAGCGGACGAGGUAUGAACUACAAAUAUUUCAAGAUGGACAGAGAUCUCACAUUAAAUUUCAA
Messenger RNA from Stegodyphus dumicola, 1856 nucleotides. RefSeq lists its product as uncharacterized. The record is from RefSeq and is a predicted model, not a curated record. Lineage: Eukaryota; Metazoa; Arthropoda; Arachnida; Araneae; Eresidae.